UGCCUAUAUAACCACUCCUCAUGUCUGAAGAGAAGCACCUGCAGAGUCCUCCUGACCUUUGCACCCAGAUCCUCAACCAUGAAGGUGGCAGUUGUCUUUCUUCUCGCUGCCUUGGCGCUGCUCACUUUCCCAGGUAGCACUACAGCUGACAUGAUGGGGGGAAAGGCUAAUUGCAAUGAUGCAAUUAUGGGAUGUCCCAGGAUUUAUGACCCUGUAUGUGGGAUUGAUGGAGUUACAUACCCCAGUGAAUGUGUCCUGUGCCUUGAAAACAGGAAACGCCAGGUUCCUGUCAAAAUUAAAAGAUAUGGGCCUUGCUGAUAGUCCAGACUUUGAACUCUGUUAAGACUGCCAUGAUGUGUGGCUAACCUGUUUGUUGAAUAAAUGCAUCUGAAUAUA
Messenger RNA from Acomys russatus (golden spiny mouse), 396 nucleotides. It is a transcript of the gene Spink1, whose product is annotated as serine peptidase inhibitor Kazal type 1. Bases 79 to 318 code for a protein of 79 amino acids. The transcript has 5 exons. NCBI's taxonomy places the organism in Eukaryota, Metazoa, Chordata, Mammalia, Rodentia, Muridae. Gene Ontology annotation, molecular function: protein binding. The record is from RefSeq and is a predicted model, not a curated record.